AUGGACGAGUCCAGAGCUCUUCCGCUUGGCAGUCCUCGCAUCUCAACCGUGGAUGAGAAUUUAGAGGCUGAGAUGAAGCCAGAGAUUCUCAUCGAAGCGGAAGAUGAAUUUAUUGGAGUCGUUACUAGACCCUUAAUACUCGAAGCCUCUGAACGCUUGGAGCAAGUUGGAGAUGCUCCAAUGCAAUAUCCUGAAUCCCAACAGAACAGAGUGGUUGAGCUUAUCAAGCAGCGUAUUUUUCUGACAUCCUAUAAUCCCGAUGAUCAUUGGACGGACCAGCAUACUCGCCAGGUUGAAGAAGAAUUUGUGCAUGGCGAUACGGACAUGUUGAUUAUUAGUCUAUCUGCACGUUACGGCUUACAAAUAGACACAAAGUUCGCCUUACACAGAAAUAGUGAGUUCACAUACUUUGUUCGCCAGCGUCCAGCGCAAGGAAAGAUACUGACACCCGAGAUAUUCGAUGCUUACGUACAGUUUGGCACAGUGUGCGGUCAACCAGUUGAAAGCCUGAUGCGUGUGAUGUCGGCUGUUUAUGCCCCAAUAUUUUCUUCUGUGGAUACUUGGCCCGAUAGUGUACGUAACGACUUUGCUCUACAACUGCAGCGCUUCAUGUCCGCUCUAACAGACGCCCGCUGGAAAAUGGAAAAUAAGACAGUACUGUACAUGCCAACAGAAGGCCUCAACACAUCUCCUACACUUGCUUCCAAGGACAAGGAUCUUGUAAAUAGGUUCGAGAUGAUCGUCAUCCAUUGGACUAGACAAAUCAAAGAAGUUCUUAGUUCUCAAAACUCCUCUGAGGACUUGGAGGGUGCUGGGCCCAUGGAUGAAAUUGACUUCUGGAAGAAUCGGUGUGAUAACUUGACUGGCAUUAGUCAACAGCUAGAUAGGCCAGGAAUAAAACAAAUAACAGACAUACUAACGGUAGCCAAGUCCUCCUAUGUAGUUGCGUUUGUGAAGUUGUCCGAGGAGAUCAAGAUAAAUACACAACAGGCACAAAAUAAUCUCAAGUUUCUUAACUCACUGCGCGGCCUUUGCCAUGAUCUAGCAGAUGCCAGUCCUCGUGAGAUUCCCAAACUCUUACCCAGGAUAAUUAGUCGUAUUCGCAUGAUAUGGACAAACUCUGAUUAUUACAACACCAAGGAAAUCGUAACUGGGAUGUUUAGAAAGCUCUCAAAUGAGAUAAUAAGCAGAUGCUGCUUAGUUAUCUCCCUUGAGAAUAUUUUCCAGGGCAAAGUUUUGUCAAGUUCAGAAAAACUAAAUGACUGUAUAAUGUGCUGUGAAGAAUACAAAGAAAUUUAUACAAAAAUAUCUUAUAUCCAUACCAGAUACAGUAAAAUACCCUGGGAUGCAUUUAAGUCUGGAAUCUUUGCACAGGUCGAUGCCUUUAUCCAGCGCUGUCGAGAUCUAAUUGAGGCAAGAAUCCGAGGCACAGAAAUUCAGGUGAUGUUAACUCACAUCGAGACGAUGUUUCAGAAGCUGAUAGUCAAUCUAUAUGAGAAAAAGAACAGCAUCCUAGAUGUAAAGGCCACUUCCUGGCAUGAUGAGUACAAUCGAUUUAGAAGUGGUAUAAAGGAUCUUGAAGUCAUGAUGCAAAACACUAUUAACACGGCCUUUGACACUGUGACAACCAUUCAACAGGGUGUCGAAGUCUUAGAUGCAUUCGCUCAUCUUCAAAGUAGAGAGGCAAUUCGUCGUACCAUCGACAGCAAGACGCAUAUCGUGGUUAAUAUGUUCAUCGAGGUUUUGAACCAGGUGAAGAAGGAAAUGACGCAACGCAUCAACACUGGAGUUCCGCAGCUCACAGAGUCAAAGUAUUCAGGUCAAGCAAUUUACUGGAGAUUUUUGCGAAAACGAAUGGAGCGUAGCAUGAUUGUAAGCAAUUUCUAA
This is a messenger RNA of Protopolystoma xenopodis, 1887 nucleotides long. Lineage: Eukaryota; Metazoa; Platyhelminthes; Monogenea; Polystomatidea; Polystomatidae. The record is from the annotation of a GenBank genome assembly.